Messenger RNA from Limulus polyphemus (Atlantic horseshoe crab), 997 nucleotides. RefSeq names its product DNA-directed RNA polymerase I subunit RPA1-like. Lineage: Eukaryota; Metazoa; Arthropoda; Merostomata; Xiphosura; Limulidae. Gene Ontology annotation, molecular function: DNA-directed RNA polymerase activity; DNA binding. Gene Ontology annotation, biological process: DNA-templated transcription. The transcript is spliced from 3 exons. The annotation marks the transcript as partial. Gene Ontology annotation, cellular component: RNA polymerase I complex. The record is from RefSeq and is a predicted model, not a curated record.
AUUUCUAAAUGGAAGAAAAAGAACAAAAAUCUGGAAAAGAACUGGAGAAGAAGUGCAUUCUUGACCUUUUCAAAAGCUCACAUCGAAUCUUUACGUAGUAAAUAUCCUGAAGUGAAUUUUCUGACUCAGCGAGAAGCAGCAAAAGAGAAAUUACAAGAUGUAUGGUACUCAUUUGAGCCUAAGACAAAAAAGAGGCUCGUAAAAGAAAAUAGGAAUUGCCCAGAUCCUGUGACUUCCAGGCUGCGACCAGAUGUGACAUUUGGCUCUUUGCCAGAGAAAUGGGAAAGUAUUAUAGAGAAUUACAUAGCUACUAAUCCAGACAAUCUGAUCUCCGAUGACUCACUCCCGUCUCAGUCUAGACAGUUGAUCUCCGCAGAACAGUUCCGUAACAUGAUCUUCUUGAAAAGCUUAAAGUCUCUUUGUGAACCUGGGGAGGCUGUUGGUUUGUUAGCUGCUCAGUCAGUUGGAGAACCAUCCACUCAGAUGACCUUGAAUACCUUCCACUUCGCUGGCCGUGGAGAAAUGAACGUCACUCUUGGAAUUCCUCGUCUGAGGGAAAUUCUAAUGGUGGCAAGUGCUAACAUUGCCACUCCUAGUAUGGACAUGCCAUUGUUGAAAGGUCCUGGGAUAGAGGACAAAGCUGAAAAACUUCGUCUAAAGCUCAACAAAGUGCACUUGUCCCAGGUUCGUUGUAUUUUUCCUGCUCUUACACUUCUGAAAUUUUGUGCUUGCAUAACAUACCACGUGUGGCAUAGGAGGCAUGGGUACAGCUCUGUAGCAGUGUCGUGUCAUGAAGCAAUGUAGAACUCUGUAGCAGUGUUGUGUCAUGAAGCAUGGGUACAACUCUGUAGCAGUGUGGUGUCAUGAAGCAAUGUAGAACUCUGUAGAAGUGUUGUAUCAUGAAGCAUGGGUACAACUCUGCAGAAGUGUCAUGUCAUGAAGCAUGGGUACAACUCUGUAGAAGUGUUGUGUCGAAGCAUGGGUACAACUCUGUAGC